AUGCCCAACCGGGAAAUAAUAUCAAUGACAUCAACCAAAGCGACGGGCAGCUCGAAGCCCAAGCCAAUGAAGCCAACCGUUGAGUGCAGUUCCCGCACCUCUCAACGGCCGCCGGCCUUCAGGAGGGUGUCGGACUCGACCAGCAUCAUAAGCGACAUCUUCCGGCACCCCGACGUCGGCGAGGACAAGAUCCAACACAAGAUCCAGAAGGAUAACGAGAAAAAUCCCCCCCAAGACCUGGUCGACUUCCUUCGGAAUACGACGCCGCCACCGGAGAACUACAUGUCCAUUCCAGAAACCUACUCCCUGUCAUCGUGCUCAUCCGAGCAAGUGAAAUGGGCACGCCUCAACUUGUUUGGGUGGCGCAGGAAGUCCAGUCGUUGCCGAAAAUCUCGGCCGAUGCUAAUCAAGCUCCCGGACUCGGCAGUCGCUGGGACUACGACUGACGGACACCGCUAUAUCGCGAUCUCGAUUCCCACCGAGUACGACCACCCAGAGUUACGAGCCAAGAACGAGUCGGGAGAUUACCCCGGAACACCGCCGCCUCUACGCGAGGCCGCAGAGGACCCAAGUCCUCCUCCUAAAACUGCCGAGCCAAGAACCGGCCUCCCAAAGACUCUCACCUCCGACCGCGGGGUCGUCACAGUCCUGAGGCCGGUGGUGGAAGACCGCGAGUCCUCCGAAAACCUAAUGCGAGUUCAGCGAAGCGGGCAACCCCGUUCCCGCGCGGCUGCCAUGACUCCGCCAGUGUCCCCGACGAGUCCGUCGCCCGGACCAGCGACGAGCAGACCUCGACAGGGAGAAGUAGCCGGGGCCCCGGCGCCGCCAUCCACGCGGAAGAGUAUUUUCCAGCAUCAGAAGCAGAAGUCCUCGUCGUCAAGCUCAACAUCGGGGUUUCUCACUCCGUACAUGACCCCCUCGCCCCGGCGGCGGUCGAGUCUGGGUGUAGGGCCGCCCUCUUCAAGUCGUCGCGGGUCCGUGGACAGCGCCAUGAUUCCCCGUCACCGCAGGGAUACUUCGUCGGAGUCGAACAUGGCGACACGAGCGUCCAUUGCGGAGAGUGUCCUCACCAACGGCAGCGAGCCGGUCAUCGUCGACGCCACGACGGCACAGAGAUACGUGCCCCUGGCCGCGUCCGAGGCGGACACGAACAAGGAACCCAGCAUCACCAACCCAGACACUGUCGUCUUCGCCCCGACGACACAAACUCCGUCACCAGCGCCCCCGAGGGCCCCCUAG
Phialemonium atrogriseum is the source of this 1239-nucleotide messenger RNA. RefSeq lists its product as uncharacterized. The record is from RefSeq and is a predicted model, not a curated record. The coding region runs from base 1 to 1239 and encodes 412 amino acids. Lineage: Eukaryota; Fungi; Ascomycota; Sordariomycetes; Cephalothecales; Cephalothecaceae. The transcript has 3 exons.